Oryzias latipes (Japanese medaka) is the source of this 1366-nucleotide messenger RNA. It is a transcript of the gene crhbp, whose product is annotated as corticotropin releasing hormone binding protein. Gene Ontology annotation, biological process: negative regulation of corticotropin secretion; hormone-mediated signaling pathway; negative regulation of corticotropin-releasing hormone receptor activity. Gene Ontology annotation, molecular function: corticotropin-releasing hormone binding. Lineage: Eukaryota; Metazoa; Chordata; Actinopteri; Beloniformes; Adrianichthyidae. The record is from RefSeq and is a predicted model, not a curated record.
ACGGCGCGCGGGGCGCCUUCAGCAUCUCUCCUCCUCCGCCUGCUGCUCCUCCUCGCUGACACGCGCGUGAUGGGGCGCACCUUCCGCGAGCAGCUCUGCUUCCUGCUGCUGAGCGUGUCCGUCCUCCGGGGUUGCUGCCGGGACCUGGAGAACAACGAAAUCUCCGAUGAGUUCUAUUCGCUGUUCAACCCCGAACCCCGGCGGGACCCACCAGAUGCGUUCGUGUACCGCAGACCUUUGCGCUGCAUGGACAUGGUGGCGGUGGAGGGUCAGUUCACCUUCACUGCAGAGACCCCCCACUUGAGCUGUGCCACCUUCCUCAUGGCCGAGCCCAGCGAGCUGAUCAGCGUGGAAUUCGGCAGAGUGGACAUCGACUGCAGCGGAGGAGACUUCAUCACUGUGUUUGACGGGUGGGUGAUGAAAGGGGAGAAGUUCCCCAGCUCCCAGGAUCACCCGCUGCCUCUGUACGAGCGCUACGUGGAUUACUGUGACUCCGCGCCCGCCAGGAGGAGCGUGCGCUCCUCCCAGAACGUGGCCAUGGUUUUCUUCAGAGUCCACAGCGCCGGCAGCAGCUUCACCCUGACGGUCAGGAAACACGUCAACCUCUUCCCCUGCAAUGCCAUCUCACAGUCACCAGAGGGCAGUUACACGAUGGUGAUCCCGCAGCAGCGCAGAAACUGCAGCUUCUCCAUCCUCUACCCCGUGGCCAUAGACAUCUCUGAGUACAGGCUGGGACGACACAGCAGCUUCCCCAAGAGGAUCAUGCCUGGAUGUACAGAGUCGGAGGAUUUCGUGCAGCUGCUGGGAGGAAACGGCAUCGACACGUCUAAACUUCUCCCCAUCACAGACAUCUGCACCUCCUUCACUGGACCCACCCACAUGAAGAUCGGCUGCGACAACACUGUGGUGAGGAUGGUGUCCAGCGGGAGCUUCGUCAGCCGGGUGUCAUUCAGCUACAGGGCGUUGGACAGCCAGGAGCUGCAGACCAUCAAGCUCAACAACGUGGAAGAUUUCUGUUUCAACAACUGAUGCCGGCUCACGACUUAAGCCGCAGAAGCACCCAAAGACACUCAAAGAGUAGAAACGAUGAGCAUCUUCAUCCUCGGUUUGUGUUUCCAUCCUCUGUCGGCCUCACUGAAGUGUCCUUUUGUUUGUUGUUGUUUUUCCUCAUGCUCUGUACAUAUUGUGUGUGUCGUGGGAUCCCUUCUGGCUUUGUAAAGCAUCCCUGGUGGAGGUCGGUGAGGAAGACGGGAUCAGCAGAGUCAUGGGUAAAAGGGCAUUUAGAGACAGACAUGGUGCCAUUAUGCAGUCCACUUUGAUAAUAGGAAGACAUUUUUGUAAUAAAAUCAUACAGCAUGGCAACACA